Molecule: messenger RNA, 1118 nt
Organism: Daphnia pulicaria
Lineage: Eukaryota; Metazoa; Arthropoda; Branchiopoda; Diplostraca; Daphniidae
Exons: 2
Coding region: 80-787 (235 amino acids)
Source: RefSeq, a predicted model, not a curated record
UUGUAUAUCACUUCCCAUCUUGGUUUCUCUUGCAUUCACACGCUUCUGUUUGCUUUGAUCAACCAAUACAUUUUAAAAAAUGAAUCUAUUACUCAGCUUAAUUGUCAUUUUCGGUGCCGUAGUGGCCACAUAUGCCGAGGCUGAUCCUCAGUAUCCCUACUAUGGAGGCUACGGUGGCUACGGUUAUGGCAAUCCAGCUGGUCACUUUCCUUACCCUCCUGCUCCUUAUGGCCAACCUCACCCAAGUUACUUCCGGGCCGGCUAUCCUCAACCCUCCAUUGAGAACAAUGAGAACUCACCAGACACUCGUCUGUUCUUCGGAACUGUCACCGUCACCUUGGCCACGACGACAUCCACCAGCACUGUUCUCCUGUCUACCACUUGCACCACUUCCGCCAGAGCCAUCUCCAUCUGCUCUCCAUCCGGCCGUCGUCGUCGUGGUCUUGGAUUGAACACCAGCCAGAAGGCCCGUGGUCUUUUCUACAACGACGAAGAGGAGGAAUCCGAGACCGGCAGCAUCUUCACCCGCUCUGAUGAACCCGAAGUCGUCGCCGUCGCCCCAGUUGAAGAUGUUGCUGAACGCCAGUCCCGCUCUACUCCCGCUACUGUUCCUUUCGUCGUCCAGCCCGGUUUCAACGCCCCAGAAGGCAUCCGAGGUGGUCGUUUCUAUGUUGCAUUUGGAACAUCCACCAGCAUCAUUACCACGACUAGCACUUACACUGCCAUUUUGACUGCUGCAUGCAGAAGCACCACCAGCUUCAAUACUUGCCAGGGCACCGGCAAAUAAAUUUCGCGUCUUCUUUAAUUUGAUUAUCAAUUUCAAUUAUCUAACGUUGAUUGUCUCUUUUAUUCACAUUAUUUCGAUGUGGCAGUCUAUCUGAACUCUUUAUUAUUUAACUUGAUUAUGACCUCGAGAUGUAUUCAUUUGACUUAUUUGAUUGAAAACUUCGGGCGACUUUCUUAUACAUACCCAGAAAACAAAUGCUUUUCAAAAUAGUAGCUGAUUACCGCGAAUGCAACAACAACAAGACAUGAAUGUAUUAGAAUUUAAACACGAUUGUGUUUUUUUUAUAUGUAAGAAUAUUUCUUAAUAAGAAAAUAUAAGGUACAGCAACGAA